Vicia villosa (hairy vetch) is the source of this 3179-nucleotide messenger RNA. RefSeq lists its product as uncharacterized. Gene Ontology annotation, cellular component: nucleus. Gene Ontology annotation, molecular function: DNA binding. NCBI's taxonomy places the organism in Eukaryota, Viridiplantae, Streptophyta, Magnoliopsida, Fabales, Fabaceae. Gene Ontology annotation, biological process: DNA recombination; DNA replication; DNA repair. The record is from RefSeq and is a predicted model, not a curated record. The transcript has 14 exons. Bases 536 to 2128 code for a protein of 530 amino acids.
UAGCCAACAUUUAUGGAAUUUUCUUGAUUUUUUUCACAAUAACUUUACGAUUUGAAUUUAGGUUUAUCAUUAUUCUCAACAGCUAUUAUUAUGCGACGAUUCAGCUCAACAGAUUGCAUUCACGAUGCAAUUUCUUCAAUGAUGCCUUUUCAUUUCCCAAAACCUAAUCAGGGCAUCAUCAAUUUUGGUUUGAAGCAGCAGCAAGACGUGAUUUUGACUUUUGUUCGUUAUUUCGCGACUCUUUGGCUUCUCACGCUGGUUACGCCGCCGAAGCUUUUUCAUUCGAAGAACAACCAUAUAAAGCGAACGAUGAUGACGGUCUUGAUCGCAGAGCUUGGGAUUUCUCAAGAUGUUUGUGGUGUAAUUUUAAGGUUUGAGAUGGAUGGUAGUUAUGAAAGAUUAGAUUGAAUAUGAUCAUGAUCAUGAAGGAGAAAGGUCUGAAACCUAUUUUACUGACCAUUAGUUUAGCUUUGGGGUUUUCUUUUGCUGGAUUUCUCUGCUCACGCCUUAGAAUUAAUCAAGAUUUUGAACAACCAUGUCUAGACCACCUAUCCUGAUUUCCGAAUUGAAACCCGAUCAAAAUGUGUGGAAGAUAGCAAUUCGUGUUGUCGAUAUAUGGGACGUAAAGGAACGCAAUGGUCAGCAGCACAUUGAGGCCAUACUUCAAGAUGCAGAGGGUAAUCAGAUCCAAGUUGUAACCCGCUCUCGUGACUUUGAGAUUUGGAAAAAGACAUUGAAGGAAAUGGAAACCUAUAUAGUCUAUAAUGGUGAAACAAUGAUCAAUAAAAUGCCGUGUAAAGUUUGUGAUAACAAAUACAAGGUGUUCUUUAAUCGUGCAACAACUGUCACUGCGGUUGACAUACCGAACAUUCCAACACAUAGCUUUAACUUCAAGCCAUUUUCUGACUUCUUAAAUGGAGAGUUCUGUGUUGAUCGCGUUUACGAUAUAAUAGGUGCUGUCCAACAUGUUGUUAGGACCCAAGUUGCAGGUGCUGGGAAAAAAGCUUGUGUGAACCUCACUUUGUCAGACGAAGGUGGGACUGAGAUAGAUGUUACUCUAUGGGAAGGCUAUGCUAACCAAUUUAUGAAUUAUGCGGCUGAAAGUGGACAUCUGAUUCUCAUUCUCACUCAUGCAAUGUGUCGGUUGAGCUCAUUAAAUGGGAAGCUUAACAUUUCCAAUGCUUGGAGUGGAUCUAAACUGCUACUCAAUCAUGAUCAUCCACAAGUUGAGGAAUUUAAAACAAAAUUUCUCGAUGUUAAUCCACAACAAACUGCUACCCAGUCAUUUUCUCUGAAUUCAUGUUCACAAGGAGCAAUUGACGACAGGGCUUUUUCAUUCACCAAGGAUGUCAUAAGCAUUGCUGACAUGAGCUCUCUUACUGAGGAUACCUUCUGCAAUACUGUUGGGAAGACAUUGCGUUUCAGAGCGAAUCCUUUCGACUGGUUUUAUGAGUUGUGUCCAACAUGUAACAAAACAAAUCAAUCUCCCGGUAAACCAUUCCGGUGCAACUGCUCUGAGAAUGUCUCAGCUCCAAUCACUAAGUUCAAAAUUGAGAUCGAGGUGGAACAUCGCUCGAAGACCGUUAAUUUUGUCUUUUGGGACAAGGAAUGCAUCCCUUAUGUGGGGAUGUCUGCCCAUUCCUUGAGACAGCUCAUGAAAAAGACCAACGAGGAUCAUCCUUUGAUUUAUCUCGAACACCUGGACCAUUUGUUGGGAAAAGAAUUUGCUUUUCGUGCUAAGUACCAGCCGUAUUACAAGCAAGCAUCUAUUGUAAGACUAACUCAAGAUGAGGAGGUGAGGCGACUGAUAGAAGAAGUCAUUACACCUGCUCAGGCCCUUCUUACCAUUGCCCCUAAGGAAGAAUGUCUUAAGGGAAAGGCUGUCCUCUUCCUUGAGGAAACUAAAGUUGUCAACACACCAACUGUGGAUUCUCAUUCCAAAGCUGCUACAUCUGGAGCACAAAAUUGGAGCCCUGAUGGCAGCAUUGAGAUCACCCCAUCAAAGAGGGAAAGUCCAACUGAUCCCAUCCAAAAUCAACAUGGUCCAGAUGUUCUAACACCAAAAAUGUAUGCAACAAAAGCAAACAGGGCCAAAUCUGGAAGGAACACCAAGAUGAAGUUAACUUAGUACCUGUGUCAUACCCCAAAAUUUUCCCAUACUAUUUCUCUUGCACGAAUUUAAAUCAAUACACAAAGCUCCGAGACACACUCUCCUAUACAAAGCUCUGAAACCGGGGUUUGGUUUAUUCAAAGGAAAAUCAGUGAAUCAUUGGCCCCAAGGCAUCCUAUAUGGUUCAAUAUAUUUCACAUUACCUCUAUAACAAACUUCAGGUCUCAACUCAAAAGAUUGGUCACUCAAUUGUUCAGAAAGUCAACAGUCUACUAGGUUAACCUAAAAGUCAACUGUGGUCAAAGUAAAGUUAAAACUCCUGAUUUUUUGUCAAGAUCCUCAUAUUGAAGUAUCAUUAACCAUUUGAUCAAUAAUUGAUCAUGGUUCAUCAAGGAAAGAACAAAAAUCAACAAAUCAAAAAGUUUCUAAACUAGGGUUUUGCAUAGGAAAAGUCAACUGAACUUUGACCAGCCAUAACUCUCACAUGGAACAUCCAAAAUUUUCCAUCCAAAUCUCAUUUUGAAGGAAAUUUGAUUCUCUACAAAACUGUGUCUCACAUGCCAAGUCCAAAAAUGCGUCAUUUAAGAGAAAUGGAUGAAAACAUCACAGGUCCUUCAAGAAGCUCGCAAAAAACAACUUUUCGUCAGGAGCAAUAUCAUCAAGAUAAAAUCUCCAAAUGAAAAAUAUGUUCCAAAGUGGUUUGCAGAGGACAUCUUGGGCUUUUCAAAAAGUCCUAGAACAUCUUCAUAUGAUAAAUAUUGAGGGAAGAGGAGAGUGUUGCUAGCAUUUCUCAUAAUGAGGAAUGCUAACAACACUCUCUUUUCAACACUCUCUCUAAUACUCACUUUUUUAUUGGUUGAAACAUGUAUGGGUCCCUCACUUUAGAAAUGGAUCCCACAUGAAGUGGUAGGACCCACACAUGUUUCAACCAAUAAAAAAGUGAGUGUUGAAGAGAGUGUUCAAAAGAGAGUGUUGCUAGCAUUUCUCAUAAUUAUGACUUGUUGAAGUUGACAAAAAUUGAGAAAAUACAUAAAAGUCAAUUUGAACAAAUUUGAUGUUUUUUGACAAA